Messenger RNA from Psilocybe cubensis, 1593 nucleotides. RefSeq lists its product as uncharacterized. Lineage: Eukaryota; Fungi; Basidiomycota; Agaricomycetes; Agaricales; Agrocybaceae. The record is from RefSeq and is a predicted model, not a curated record. The coding region runs from base 1 to 1593 and encodes 530 amino acids. The transcript is spliced from 10 exons.
AUGGCUGAGACGACGGUGCCCAGACAAGUUGAAAUGCCACGCAAGCGGAAAGAGAAAAGUGCGAAUGUCCCGCAGGGUGGUCGAUACCACGCGCUUUCUCGGCGAAUCAGAGAUCGCGAGCUGAAACAUGGACAUGAUCUUGACUCCCUUGUACCCAUCCUGGCAUCAUCCUCGUUGAACUUGCGCCAAGCAUCAGAGUCGGCUAUUGUUUGUCUUGUUGAUUGGUUCCAAGAAUGUAAUAGCCACAGGUGGAUGGCGUUCAUCUCGAAGUCGUCGCCAGAGUCGAUCGCGAAGCGCCACGAGAAACUGGUGAAAGAGCUCGAAAAUCUGCAGAAUGCGCUGACGGAGUUCAGAACGGUUGAAAGAGUACAGCUAAUCAAGCCAUAUGAACGAUUUUUCGACCCAAAAACGAGGUUGCUUCUGACCAACUGCGAUAUGUUCACGUCGCGCUCGCUUUACAUUUGUUUUGUUUUUAUCGACACCAUUGAUGCCUUUUCAGAGGCAAUCGUCAAAAUGCUGAAAAUCGUGACUGAAAUUGAUGCGCAAAGACCAAAGCCGAAAGUGUGGUUCCCUGGACGAAUUGUUAAAGCCUCGCAGAAUAUCACCAACAGUGACUUCAAAGAUGUAGAUGGCCCUAUAGCUCUAGGGACAUCACAGAAUCCGGUCGUCUUUUCUAGUAAUGAGAGUUCACAAACCAGCUUGACCGAAUCAGAGUCGGACGAUGAAGACGAGGAAUCAGAAGAAAAGAAAAGGAAAGAAUUGGAUGAUCAGGCUUGCCCAGCGGAACCACCAAAAAAGCAAGACCCUGAUGCUUUCCCUCCUACAACGGCAUUCGGACGCAUGGUUGUGAAAGUUGCUCCUUUCUUCAGGUUCUUCAAAUCCCCUCAAGGUAUAUUUGCACUGCGAAUGGGCAUUGUUUCAGUAGCAUUAUGGAUACCCUCUGUGUGCCACUCAUCGGCGUGGUUUUAUUACGACAAUAAAGGGUUGUGGGCGCUUAUCAUGGGACAAAUGGGAUUAGCAGUAUACGCUGGAGAUCAGAUCGCUGGAUUCAUCGUCAGAAUAACAGGAACACUGCUCGGAUUAGUUGGCCAGUUCUUUGCUGUCAAGUCGGAUAUAACGUCCACUAAUACUGAUGCCACUCUACAGUUGGAUUGGUUGUCUGGUACAUUGGGGCAGGCCAUGGGCACGGAAACCCUUACGGACUCCUGGGUCAAUGCAAAUAUCGACGUUAUCUCCAAUCCCGGCGUUGGUGUCACCUUGGGGUGGAAGAGAGCUUUGCUCGUCAUCAUUGGGUUCACAGCGGGCUUCAUUGUAAUGCUGUUCCCCAACCCAAUAUCAUCCCGUGUCCUGGUCCGCAAAACACUAGCCGCAGUAAUAAGCGAGUCAGGAAAUAUCUUUGCAGGGGAGGUUGAAGCGUUCCUCAGCGAAGAACAAAAGGGCAGAAGCGGCAUUUAUGAAAAAAUCGAACUCGUGGGUAGAGCAGAGCCUGAUGAUAAAAAAGUAUCGCCGAAAGAGAGAAGAAUCAGAAGGAUUGCGAGAAGGGUUAUCGCUGUCUCAGCUGCGGAUGAUCGCCCCGUCGCUUUCGACGGCUAA